AUGAAAUGGAGAACAUCGUCUCCCGAUUAUUUCAAAACCAUAUUUACGUCGAGUAACCCAUCUACAGCUGAUUUAGAUGAGGUGUUGGAAGCUAUUGAGCCUCGAGUUAGUGCAAUAGUGAACGGAGUUUUAAUGGAGGAAUACACGGCGGUAGAAGUAAAAAAAGCGCUCGACGGGAUGCACCCUCUGAAAUCUCCAGGCCCCGACGGCUUUCCCGUGGUUUUCUACCAGCGCUUUUGGAAUAUAAUUGGUAACGAGGUUACGCAAUGGGUUUUAAGGCUUCUCAAUCACAAAGAAAUUCCUACAGCAGAAGCUUUGAGUGCUCUGAUUAAAAGAGAAGAACGACGCGGCAAUAUAGCGGGAUUGGCCGUUUGCAAUGCAGCUCCGGAGGCCUCGGGUCAGAUUGUUAAUUAUACGAAAUCUUGCAUUGCUUUUAGUAAGAAGACGAGCGUAGAGAAUGUAAAUUUGAUUUGCUCGAAACUUAAUAUGGAAGUGGUGGACAAACAUGAUAAGUAUUUAGGCCUACCUUCUGGGUUAGGAAAGUCUAAACGAGAAGCUUUCGUGAAUAUUCGAGACCGAGUUUGCCAACGUCUUCAAGGGUGGAAAGAAAAAUGGCUUUCAAAAGGGGGGAAAGAAAUUUUAAUUAAAGCGGUGAUUCAAGCUAUCCCGACAUAUGCGAUGAGUUGCUUUCGACUUCCACGAUAUUUUACCGAAGAAAUCGAAAGGUUGAUGGCUAAGUUUUGGUGGGAAGAUAGUCAAGGCAAAGGAGUUCAUUGGGCCAGGUGGAAGGAAUUGUGUAAAAGCAAGGAUUUUGGGGGUCUUGGCUUUCGAGACUUGCACGCUUUCAAUACGGCGCUAUUAGCCAAACAAGUCUGGCGGUUGUUGGUAUCUCCACAUAGUUUACUGGGAAGAAUCUUUAAGGCUAGAUAUUACCCACAUUCGGACAUUUUGGGCUCAGGUUUAGGGUCUAAUCCGUCAUAUACGUGGAGAAGUAUUUGGGGAGCGAUAGAACUAGUGGAGAAAGGCUCACGCUGGAGAAUUGGAAAUGGGGCGAAAGUGACCAUUUGGCGAGAUAAAUGGCUUCCAAGAGAACGAACUUUUAAAGUUUUCACUCCUCGAGAAAACUGGCCGAUUGAUAUGAAGGUGCAAAGCCUUAUUGAUGGUAAUACAGGUCUAUGGAAAGUUAAUAUGAUUGCAUCUAUGUUCUAUGAGGAGGAUCGGAAAAGUAUUCUCUCUAUACCAAUUGGAAGCGCGAUUAAUGAAGAUCGACUUAUAUGGCAUUACAAUAAGAAUGGGUUAUUCUCCGUUCGAAGCGCCUACCAUACCGCGGUUCAUUUAGAGCAAGAGAAAGCGGGUGUUAAUAUUGCAAGUGGUUCAUCUCUCGUUUCAUCGAGAUCUUGGAAAUGGCUUUGGGACUUGAAUUUGCCGAAUAAGAUCAAGAUCUUUUUAUGGCGUUGUUGUAAUAAUCUUCUUCCGACACGCCAAAAUCUUACUAAUCGGAAGAUUUUAGAAAACAGUUUAUGUGAAAUUUGUGGGGCUGCAGAGGAGGAUGUGUUGCAUUGUUUGUCCUUAUGUUCGUUUGCGAGGCAGAUGCAAAGAUCGAGUAUCAAGUGGGAGGUUCCAUUUAGAGACGAGGUGAAAAUUAAUGUCGACGCUUCACUUGCUUCGGUGGAACAUGGUUGCGGGCUAGGAGGUUUGGGAAGGACAUCUGAUGGAAAUUGCAUAGCCUGGUUUUCGACACAUUGUCCUCUUUUCAUUGAUCCUACUUCAGCCGAGGCUAUGGCGGCUCUCAAAGCUAUGGAAUUCGCCCAAAACCACCGGUGGAGUAGAGUAGUUCUCGAAUGCGAUUCUAGCACUAUAGUUGCUGCUAUUGCUGGAGAGUUUGGUAGUCGCACGAUCUACGGUAAUGUUAUUGACGACAUUAAACGCUUAGCCAGCACGUUUGAAGUGUUCAAGAUUCGUCACGUUAAGAGAGAAGCAAACCGCGCAGCCCAUGAGAUUGCUAGGCUUUCGUCGAUAGACUCUUUUAUGUCGAACGUUCUUCCUAAUUUUAUUAUUGAUAUUGUAAAAUCUGAGUUUCCUCAUUAA
Molecule: messenger RNA, 2088 nt
Organism: Erythranthe guttata (spotted monkey flower)
Lineage: Eukaryota; Viridiplantae; Streptophyta; Magnoliopsida; Lamiales; Phrymaceae
Source: RefSeq, a predicted model, not a curated record